Molecule: messenger RNA, 900 nt
Organism: Aspergillus ibericus CBS 121593
Lineage: Eukaryota; Fungi; Ascomycota; Eurotiomycetes; Eurotiales; Aspergillaceae
Exons: 1
Coding region: 1-900 (299 amino acids)
Source: RefSeq, a predicted model, not a curated record
AUGGAUAGAAAUUUUCGCGAUGAUCUACUACAAACCUACACCGACACCGAACUAACCCAACACAUCAUGUCCUCCCCUUCAGCCCCAUCCUCCUUCGACGUAUCCCUCCUAUCUUCAAAAUACAUCGCCAAAACAAGCAGCAUCAAAGAAGCAGAAGACGCAGUAAAAGCCAUGGAAGUUGUAAACCACCUUAGAAUCCGCAGCCCUCGCGUACAAAGAAUAGUCAUCAAUGGAUCAUCCGCACACUACAUCAUGAACCGCAUCGAGGGAACGACAUUAGACGCCCUCUGGAUACAGCUAAGCUGGUUCACGACAAUCAAGCUAGCUUUCCAGCUCCGUCAUUUCGUGCGGAUUCUCCGAUCAAUCACUUCUACAACCGCUGGAUCCCUCGCAACAGGCCAAUGCCGAUCCUUCUAUCUAGACGAUCGCUUCGGCGUCCCUGCACGAUCCACGCCGACGGAUCUGGCAGAGUUUUUCCGGUUCUGGGGAAACUUUAGGGGUAUGAAACAGGCGAUACAGAUUGCUAAGCAAGGCCAGAAGCUUAAUGGGACGGAAUAUAUCCCCCCAAUGAUGGGAGAAUUUGUAUUGACGCAUCAUGAUCUUGCGCCCCGGAACUUGCUCCUUUCUCCCGCGGGGGAGCUUUGGCUUUUAGACUGGGAGUUGGCUGGGUUUUAUCCGAUUUAUUUUGAGUACGCUGCCAUGUAUAAUUUUGAUAUGCAUUCGGAGUGGAGUACGCUGGAUCGAUUACGUUGGUAUUUGUUUACGUGGAUUGCGGUUGGGUCGUAUAAGCGGGAAGCUCGUGUGCUUGCGAAUAUUAGAUCAAAGUUCACUAGGUUUGCUGUUGGGAGGAGAUUUGAACUGCUAGAGAUUGGAGGGCCUUCUAGAGUUCCAGCAUCUUAG